AGGAUCUGUACUGAAUAACAAUGCUACUUGAGGAAAGGAAAUAAACCCCCCUUGUGCUUGAAGUACGUUGGUGGUGAAACAAGCAGCUGCUGACAUCAUGUGAAACUAGGCACUUAGUGAAGGCUAGCUAGAGCGAACCCAACCCAACCAGAGAGCUAGCCAGCAGGGCUUCUCACAUGUAUGGAAUUCUAAUGAAACGGUAAAAAGAAGGUUUAAGGGACUGAAGAGAGGAUUCGUUAUUUAUUUAUUAUUCACUGUGCGUUGAGGAACUGGGGCCUGAAUUUUGGUGUUAUGAAGUCUGCAGUGGUUGGGAGAUGAUGGAGGUGGAGUCUGCUUAUUCAGAUUUCAUUUCCAGCGAUCGGACUGGUCGCAGGAACGCAGUGCCUGAUAUCGAGGUGGAGGGCUCUGUAGUGGGGGCUAGCGAGGUCACCAAAGACCUGGCACAGAUGGAGCUGAAGACUCAAGAAGGGGAAGGAGCAGCAGCUGCACAAGUUCCUGGCAGUAACUUGACAGGGCAGCAGGAGGGACAAGAUGGAGACAAGCCUUCCUAAUUGUUAUUCCUCGGAGAAAGUAAAUUCUUCUUUAGCAGCCGAUUUGCUGUCCAGGGCUGUCUCCAGAGAAGGACUCAAACAGCACAAUAAAAGACUGUUUCACAGAGGGACUUUACCCAGCGGGGUCUCUUGGGUAAAGAUGAAGUUUCCCAUGUCGGAAGAUAACGAAAAAAACAUAUUGACGUUUACUUUGCAUCUCGCAGCAAGAAGCUCCACUUGCGGGAUCGUGCCUUGACACUACACUUGCAUUAAUGCACAGAGAGAGGACGAACGGUUCUCAAGAUUUUAGGCAGAUUUUUCUCCACUAAAAAAAAAAAAAAAAAAGAUAUGCUGUACACUACCAACUGUGCUUUUCCAGGAUGAACCCCCCAAAAUAAUCCUGACACCUACCAGAAAGGAUUCAAGAUAAUUCUUUAUUUAUUUAUUUUUUUCUCUCGUUUCACCUUGGAAACUGCCUUAUAAUAUCAUGAAUAUUCUGUGUGUGUUACUAUAGUUUAGAUGAAGAAAUAUUUGUUUCGGGAAAGCAUAUGCUGAAAUGUUUUGAAAUACAAUAUUUUAUUUCUGAAAUUAAAUAUACCAAAUAUUGUAUUUGGGGGGGAAAAAAAAAAAAACCUGUUCUGUGUGAUUCUUGUCACGGAAGUUCAAUAUUAUCCUGUGGUACCUUCCUGCAACUGGAAUUCAUGCAUUCACACACACACACACACACACACACACACACACUCACUCACUCAACAGGUCCUGUUCACAGUUUUAUGAAUACAGUACAUAGAGGGUACUCCACGAACGCUCAUGGAGCACUGUAGCUUUUCCACAAAUGAUGAAGACGGAAUAACCAACAGUGGGAUGUGUACAGCAAACCUCAUGAGUGAAAUAAAAGUUUAACACUGGAUUAACAUUCGUGGAGCAUUCUGUUUAUAAAACAGAUACAGCUAUGGCCAAAAGUUUUGCAUUGCCAUAUAGAAUUAACUAAUUCAGCUUCAUGAAGUCAAAUGAAACCUGCUGAAUAAUGUUACGCUAACAUAUUGAAUUACAUACUACUUUGUAGUUUUCUAUAUACUUAAUGAAAAACUGACAAAUUGAAAAAUGUGACAUUUUGAAAUGAACAUGACAUACUGUACUACUAUUAUGGUUUCCAGCAGACUUUUGUAGAUUCUUUUAUUAGAUAAAUAAAAUAUCUAAAUUAUGUUC
Acipenser ruthenus (sterlet) is the source of this 1739-nucleotide messenger RNA. Its product is annotated as cAMP-dependent protein kinase inhibitor gamma. The record is from RefSeq and is a predicted model, not a curated record. The transcript has 3 exons. Gene Ontology annotation, cellular component: nucleus; cytoplasm. The coding region runs from base 315 to 551 and encodes 78 amino acids. Gene Ontology annotation, molecular function: cAMP-dependent protein kinase inhibitor activity. Gene Ontology annotation, biological process: negative regulation of cAMP-dependent protein kinase activity. Lineage: Eukaryota; Metazoa; Chordata; Actinopteri; Acipenseriformes; Acipenseridae.